This is a messenger RNA of Biomphalaria glabrata, 4552 nucleotides long. RefSeq names its product MFS-type transporter SLC18B1-like. The coding region runs from base 153 to 1670 and encodes 505 amino acids. Gene Ontology annotation, biological process: transmembrane transport. The record is from RefSeq and is a predicted model, not a curated record. The transcript has 15 exons. NCBI's taxonomy places the organism in Eukaryota, Metazoa, Mollusca, Gastropoda, Planorbidae. Gene Ontology annotation, molecular function: transmembrane transporter activity.
GCUAAUUGAAAUGUUAUAGCCUACAAUAUACGCUGGAUAAACUGAUGUGCAUUAAUGAUUGUGUCUUAAAUGUCAUUAUUAUACAAGGGAAAUAAAGAGAUUUUCUUAUUUAUUCUCUUGGCAGAUUAGAAAUACAUUUGAUUCUUUAAAACAUGACAGAGACAGAUGAAUCUUCACCUCUCAUAAAGUCUGAUUCUGGGACUACCAAAACAAAUGGCACAGAUGCCAUACAAAACGAUAUUGUUGAUUCACCAUUGGCUAUUGUACCACUGGGUGCUACUGCAGUCAAAAAUAAAACAGAAGAAAAAGAAAAGUUUGCUUUUCGACGCUUGACCAGAAGAAAUAAAUUGGUCAUAGUUCUAUUGUCCAUGGCUAAUUUCUUUACUGGAUGUGGCUACUCUUUGCUGGCUCCAUUUUUCCCACAAGAGGCAGAGUAUAAAGGUGUCUCCACAACAGUUACAGGAUUAAUUUUCAGCCUAUUCCAGCUAGUUAUCUUUAUCUCCUCUCCAAUUUAUGGAAACUUUCUGACAAGAAUUGGUCCAAAAUUUUUGUUUGUUUCUGGCAUAUUAGUUGGAGGAUCUUGUUCUAUUUUAUUUGGUAUCCUUGAUAAAAGUCCAUCAGGCUUGCCUUUCAUUAUCAUCUGUUUUGCUUGCCGAAGUGUCGAAGCAUUAGGACUCUCGGCUUUAAUAACCUCAUCUUUAGCAAUCAUCUCAAAUGAAUUUCCAAAACAUGUAGCGACUGUUUUUGGUUUUUUGGAAACAUCUAAUGGUAUAGGUCUAAUGGCUGGACCAGCUAUAGGUGGAUUUCUUUAUGAGGCUGGUGGCUACGGUUUACCUUUCUUUGUGAUUGGCGGUGCAGUUUUAGCUACUGGCAUGCUGAUGUUUUUCAUUCUACCAGUUCCACAUGAUGGUAAUUUUGAAAGAAAAGGCAGCCUAUUGAAAUUAUUGAUGAGUCCUAUUGUAUGGUUUUCUUCAAUCGGCAUAUUAGCCAGUAGUAUAGCCAUUGUGUACCUUGAUCCAAUUUUUGCUAAUUAUUUGGAAAAGUUCAAUUUAUCCACAUCUACAAUAGGCUUGAUAUUUGUCAUAGCACCUGGCCUUUAUGGAUUAACAUCACCUCUAUGGGGCUAUAUUAGUGACAGAACAGGAUAUAAUCCUCCAAUGAUAAUUCUUGGCAACUUAAUGUGUGGAAUAGCAUUUCUUCUGAUAGGACCAGCUCCAUUUCUGUCUUUCUUACCAGUCAAGUUGUGGGUCAUUAUUAUUGGUCUUGUCAUCACUGGAACUUUCUUUGGUGCCACUGUUGUGCCUUCUAUGAAAUGUUUACUGAUUGGUGCUUUGGAGGUUGGUUUUGAGGACAACUUGGAUACAUAUGGAGUUGUUUCAGGGCUGUUUGUCUCAGUUUUCUCUAUAGGGUCCUUUAUAAGUCCAAUGAUGGCUGGAGUCCUGGUGGAUGAAAUAGGCUUUAGAAAUGGGGCAGUAGUAGUGAGUGGGAUAAAUUUUUGUGUGAUGAUUUUGUCAUCUAUCUUUUUUACUCUACGUUGGUAUAGACGUCCAUCCCUUGCUGAUGAUGUUUAUGUAAGAUAUGACAGUAUAGUUCCUCAGGCUAUGACGGAUGAACGGGUAGAAAUUUCUUUUUCUGCAGAGUUUUCUAAAACAAAAGAUAGCCAUCCUUGAUAUGAUAAACAUCAAUUUGUUUCUGCCUGCCAAUGAUUUUGUUGAUGUAUAUUUUUAGCUUAGAAAACUUUUUAUUUUAAAUGAAUUCUUUUGUUAUUGUCAAAUGUAUCAAUUUCUCCCAGAGCGACAAAGUAUAGAAGUUGUUACUAAAAAUGAGAUUUAUCAAAAUAUAUUUAGAAGCCAUUGAAUUAAUACCAUUAUUUUAAAAGGAUAAAUUCAAGUCUUCUUUCAGUCUCAAAAUGUGCAAUAACUAUAGAAUCAUGGUUGAACUGUACUGCAAUUCCUAUGACCCUGGGAUUUUUAGACCUCAAACAGGACAUUCAUUCUACAAAGCUGUGAAUAUUGGCAAUGAUUCAGAUAUUACACUGUACAUAAUACAAAGAAUAUACAAGUAUUGUUGAUGAAGCUCAAAGCUUCAUUCAUCUCUGUUGUACUUUGAUAUUUGUUAUGAUUUCAUUAAUAGGAACUGUUCAUAGUCAAACAUGCUUUAAAUUAUUUUUUACAUCCUUGGUUGUACUCAUUAAUCUUUCCAUUAAUUCGUUAAUGGCUGCUGUUCAUACAUUGUUCAGGAUGGCUGUCUGGUCAUGUGGUAUAUGUGCUCUGUACUGUUGUCUGGAUGGUCUUGGAUUUGAACCCUAACUGCUGCCAUUCCCCCCCCCCCAAUGCUGUGGGAAAUUUAGGUUAGGAUGUAAUCAUAAAUUCUGAAGGAACACCCAAAACAUGAAAGCACAAGUUACAUUGAAAUAUCUCAUAUUUAUGUAUGUGUCAACAUUUUUCUCUCUCAGCAAUAUUUCAACAAGUCUGUUUGUCUUUCAUGGUUACCUGACAUCAUCUGUGUGCCAUUGAAAAGUGCUCUCAAAUCAAGCAUUGCAUACUUAAUAUGGUGACUUAGGGUUAAGAAUGAGUCAUGUGUUACAACUGUACCUGUUUAGUUGAUGCAAACUAAGUUAUGGAAUUAUACUGCAGGGUCCCUAAAGAUUGUUAAUAUUUAAUUAUAUUUUUCUUAAAUAUGAUUUCUUAUUCAUUUUUUUGUACUAAACAUCAAGCCUUCAUAAGUUUGCUUUGUAAUUUUUCUUUGUUGAUCUGUUGAAUGUCAUUCAAAAACAAAACUGUGCAUCGCAUGUAACAUAGCUGUAUGUAUAGACCUGAUAGCCUUAUGGUAAUUGAUCAUUGUUCAUAUCAUUUGCAUUUCCUUAAGAGGACUGUCAUCUUUAUUCCUGCUACUUAUUUCUCUCUCCACUACAUUCCCUGUUAACUUUGUUCCUAGUGCACAAAGACAGUAAAACUUAGAUAAAAUUGUAGUAUGAAUUAAGAAUUUUUAAAAAGAUGUAAAACAGUGUAAAUCACAUUACAAAUACUUAGAAGUAAUUUUAAAAAAUUAUUCUGUACUGUCUAAUCAAGUUGCUUGAAUUAUUUCUUUGUAAUAUCAUUUGAAAAUGAAAAAAAAAGCGACAGAACAUAACUUUUUAAAAAUUAUUUACAUAUGGAAGAGUUAUUUUACUUUAUUUGCUCUCAUGGUAUGAAUGAUGAACAGAAUGCACAAUAUGUGGUCUGAAUCUUUUGACUUUUCUGAUGGCAUCUAGAGUUUUGUUAGUGUUUGGGGUCAGUAUGUUGAAAGAAAGACUGCUUGUUUACUGUGGCUGUGUUUGGUAUGUUGAAAGAAAGACUGCUUGUUUACUGUGGCUGUGUUGGUAUGUUGAAAGAAAGACUGCUUGUUUACUGUGGAUGUUUUUUUGGAAAUAACAUUAUUCUUUGUUAUGCUAAAUUAAUUUUUUGUGUUUAAUCAUUUAGUAAUUUUAAAUGUUAAAUACAAAUUUAUUAUUAAUCAGUCAGGAAAACCAAUGACUUAGUAGAGUUUAAAUCUCUAAUCAAUAUGCAAGACUAGAUUGACACACAUUAUUCUUUUUUUAAGGAAUGCCUGUAAUAUAUAAGAUGAUGAGUUAUUGUAAUUUUUGGUCUCUAUACCUGGUUGCCAAUGUUUUACACUUGGUAUUCUUUGGUACAUUAUCUUCGAUAAAUAUUGUUUUGUUGAGAUAGUCUUAGAUAGAUUGUCUUGAAUUAAUAAUUGUUAUAUUUUUGAGGUAUUUUUAUGUAGAUAAUCUUGAAUAAAUUUUAUUUUGUUUAGGUACUUUAAGGUAGAUUAUCUUGAAUAAAAGUAACCUACACAAAUAAAAAUUAUAAUUUUCACUGAACAUUUUGUCAAGUUGUCGAAAGGUCCAGAUGCCACAUCACAAAUAUGUUCAUUGGUUAGAAAGAAAGGCAUAAAUUGUAAACAAGUUAUCUUAUAUAUCCAAAAAAUAUGCAAAGGGAUUAUUUGACUCUAUUGAAAGCCAGGAAGACAAAAGGAUUUGUGCCUUUCAUGACUGAAGAAUAAAUAAAUUUCUUGUAUUUUUCAGGAGAUGUCAUUUUAAUAAAUUUUAACUACUUAAAAUGCCUUGUACCUAUAUCCAUUUGACAUAAACCAAUUCAUUGUCUUUUUUAACACAAUUUGCAUUGUCAUGGAGCUAUUUAAAACUUAAAAUAAUUUUGAAAAUUAUGAACUUUGUUAUUGCUGUAUAAAUCUAGAAACAAAUGUGAUUUACUUGUUGUUUUUUUUCAAUAAGCAGCUAAAAGUACACUAACAUUUCUUGGAUCUUUAGUAUUAUACCAUCUAAUAGUUACACCUAUUCAAUAUUGCUUCUUAAUUACUCUUGAUUACCUAUUUUAAAAUGUCAUUUUUUUUUAAUUUUACUUUUUAAAAAAAAAAAAAGCUAAAUUUGGCAUUGUUUAAAAAUUGUUUUUCUGCAUUUUUUUUUUUAGAAAUAAGUAUUUUAUUUAUUGUUUUUUUUUAUCAAUGUCAGAGAAAAUGUCUACAAUAAAUAAGUUAUUAACCAUAUAACAUA